CCAUUUCCUGUUUGGUAGACAUGUGUGGGACCGUAGGCCUCUCGUUUCUCUCUUUGAAGUUUAACCGUAAAGCCACCACCUUCUCUCCUGCCAGUUCCUAUCACGCUGCACUCCUUUUUUCUUCUGUUCUGUCCGUACUCCGUGCCCGGAUUUUUUUCCUUCUGUUUCUUUGAUUACAACGGCGUCGCUGCUAUUGGAUAUGGCGGGGAAGCUGAUGCAUGCCGUUCAGUAUAGCACCUAUGGAGGAGGCGCCGCUGGUUUAAAGCAUGUUGAGGUUCCAGUCCCUAGUGCUAAGAGAGACGAGGUUUUGCUCAAGUUAGAAGCAACUAGUCUAAACCCAGUCGAUUGGAAGAUGCAGAAAGGGAUGCUGCGCCCCCUACUCCCUCGGAGAUUCCCUUACAUACCCGGCACUGACGUGGCAGGAGAGGUUGUAGAGGUUGGACCAGGAGUAACAAAUUUCAAAACUGGUGACAAAGUUGUAGCUAUUCUAAGCCACCUUAGUGGAGGUGGACUAGCUGAAUUUGUAGUGGCUAAGAAGAGCUUGCCAGUUGCAAGGCCACCUGAAGUUUCAGCAGCUGAAGGUGCAGGCUUGCCUGUUGCUGGGCUCACAGCUCACCAGGCUCUCACUCAAUCUGCUGGGGUCAAGCUUGAUGGAAGUGGUAACCGGAAAAAUAUUCUGAUCACUGCUGCCUCAGGUGGUGUAGGUCACUAUGCAGUUCAGCUUGCAAAGCUGGGAAACGCUCAUGUGACUGCCACUUGUGGGGCUCGAAACAUCGAAUUUGUGAAGAGCUUAGGUGCUGAUGAGGUUCUGGAUUACAAAACCCCAGAAGGAGCAGCUCUGAAGAGCCCAUCUGGUAAGAAAUAUGAUGCUGUGAUCCACUGCGCUGCUGGUUUUCCUUGGAGCACUUUUGAGCCAAAUCUGAGUGCAAAUGGGAAGGUUAUAGAUAUCACUCCUGGCCCCAGUGCCUUCAUGACUUUUGCUUUUAAGAAACUUACCUUCUCCAAGAAGCAGCUGGUGCCGCUGCUUUUGAUUCCCAAUGGUGAGAACCUGAAUUAUCUUCUUAAUCUGGUAAAGGAAGGGAAGCUUAAAACAGUCAUCGACUCAAAGCAUCCAUUAAGCAGGGCUGAAGAUGCUUGGGCAAAGAGUAUCGAUGGUCAUGCUACUGGGAAGAUCAUUGUGGAGCCGUGAAUGAAAAUGAUGUGCUUGAAUUGCUAAAAUUUCUGCAAAUGUUCUUUCCUAUACCAUGUGGAUCCGAUGUAUUGUAUGAUGCGUGAUCUUGCACACCAGUUCUUUUGACUGGAUGUUUCCCUAAAUGAUAGGGUUUGGGUUGAGUUUAUUACUAUUGAUUAUGUUUGUUCUUCAAUAUCAGAUGCUUCUUUUUUC
Molecule: messenger RNA, 1384 nt
Organism: Populus euphratica (Euphrates poplar)
Lineage: Eukaryota; Viridiplantae; Streptophyta; Magnoliopsida; Malpighiales; Salicaceae
Product: putative quinone-oxidoreductase homolog, chloroplastic
Exons: 4
Coding region: 200-1189 (329 amino acids)
Molecular function (GO): oxidoreductase activity
Source: RefSeq, a predicted model, not a curated record